CGCUGGGAGGAGGGGGAGCGACUGCGCUCCCUGGGUCAAGGCGGAGGGUGCGAGGAGUGGGGUGGAGAUGCCCCGGGCUCAGGGAGGGGCCGCAGCUCUGUCAGCCGCAGCGGAGCCGCCUGUGAGUUCCGCGCGAGUAGAGCUAGAGCCCCCAGUUCUUCGCUAGCUUUCUCGAUCACUCCCUCCCUUCCUCCCUCCUUUCCUCUCCGCGGCCGCGGCGGCGCUGAGAAAGAGGCGAAGAGGAGUGGCCCUACCCUGGAAGAAUGCGGCUCUGCCGAGGGGGCAGAAUCCGACGCAGUCUCCCCACGGUUUGAGCUGCCCGAGUCCAGGCGACCCGAUCCCGCCGGUCGCAGACCCUGCACCAGAGCAGCUGGAGGCCUUGAUCGAUUUGCCCACCGGGGCCUUCGGGCCCGGGCUUCGACAUGCAGGAGGAGCCCCGGCCACGGCCUCCACCCUGGGGCUUCGCGGGUCUCCUGUUCCUGGCGUUGUGCAGUCGGGCUCUAAGCAAUGAGAUUCUGGGCCUGAAGUUGCCCGGCGAGCCGCCGCUGACUGCCAACACAGUGUGCUUGACGCUGUCGGGCCUCAGCAAGCGGCAGCUAGGCCUGUGCCUGCGCAGCCCCGACGUGACGGCGUCCGCACUUCAGGGCCUGCACAUUGCGGUCCACGAGUGUCAGCACCAGCUGCGCGACCAGCGCUGGAACUGCUCUGCGCUCGAGGGCGGCGGUCGCCUGCCGCACCACAGCGCCAUCCUCAAGCGCGGUUUCCGUGAGAGCGCUUUUUCCUUCUCCAUGCUGGCUGCUGGGAUCAUGCAUGCGGUAGCCACAGCCUGCAGCCUGGGCAAGCUGGUGAGCUGCGGCUGUGGCUGGAAGGGCAGUGGUGAGCAGGAUCGGCUGAGGGCCAAAUUGCUGCAGCUGCAGGCCCUGUCCCGGGGCAAGAGUUUCCCCCACUCCCUGCCCAGCCCGGGUCCUGGCUCAGGCCCCAGUCCUAGUCCCCAGGACACAUGGGAAUGGGGAGGCUGUAACCAUGACAUGGACUUUGGAGAGAAGUUCUCUCGGGAUUUCUUGGAUUCCAGGGAAGCUCCCCGGGACAUCCAGGCACGAAUGCGAAUCCACAACAACAGGGUGGGGCGCCAGGUGGUAACUGAAAACCUGAAGCGGAAAUGUAAGUGCCAUGGCACAUCAGGAAGCUGCCAGUUCAAGACCUGCUGGAGGGCUACCCCAGAGUUCCGGGCAGUGGGGGCAGCACUGAGGGAACGCCUGGGCCGGGCCAUCUUCAUUGAUACCCACAACCGCAACUCUGGAGCCUUUCAGCCCCGCCUUCGUCCUCGUCGCCUCUCAGGAGAGCUGGUUUACUUUGAGAAGUCUCCUGACUUCUGUGAGCGAGACCCCACCGUGGGCUCCCCAGGCACGCGGGGCCGGGCCUGCAACAAGACUAGCCGCCUGCUGGAUGGCUGUGGCAGCCUGUGUUGUGGCCGUGGGCACAAUGUGCUCCGGCAGACACGAGUUGAACGCUGUCAUUGUCGCUUCCACUGGUGCUGCUAUGUGCUGUGUGAUGAGUGCAAAGUCACAGAGUGGGUCAAUGUGUGUAAGUGAGGGUCAGCCUCAAUGCAGGCUGGGGAAAGGGAGGGGAACUUUUUCAGCCUUUUGCUCUGAUUUCUGUCCAAGGUCAAUUUUGGCCCCUGGAAACUCAAAGUAUCUACCUGGAAACAGCUUUGGGGGUGGUGGGGGUCAGGUAGAGUCUGUGAUGUGUGGCCUUCUCCCCUACAGUUGGAAGGCCUUGGAGGGAAGAUGUCACCACUCUUCUGCUACUUAAAUACCUGAAUGAACUAAGAUGAAAUGCACUGUAUUUCCCCCUUCUCCCCAACCCUGGGGCCCCCUUAACUCUGAUCCAUAUUUCUUGUGGCUGGAGAGUCCCUAUAGUUUGACCACUCUUCUGAGGGCUAGCCCCAGGCACUGUGUGGAGCCAUGAGACCUGUAUUCAGAAAGAGACCACUCAUUGCAUUUGCUGUUCCCAAACUCCUCUACCUAGCCCGUGCCCCAUCUUGUGGGGGUAAUGGAAGACAGUGGUAGAAAGGUUUUUCUUAGAGCAGGGACAGAGUGCUAUGGGUGCUCUCCCCUGAGUCCAAGAGUCAUCUGUUCAGGCCCUUAGAGAAGCCGUCUUCCCUCCAUUCAGAUAUUAAAGGGGAUCCUCCAAAGGAAGAGUUUUACCUAUGACUCUCUGAGCCUCUUUUUAUUCCUUCAGGAGGAGGGGUGGGAAUGGAUAAUUUAUUGUACUGAGACUUGUUCUUGGUUCAUGUUUGUAACUAAAAUAAAUUAAAUUACUGGACUGGUGGAUGCAGGUGGUGAUAUUUCUGCCCACACUUGGGAUUUCAGUCUAUGGCUUCUUUUCCAGAUGAAUUCUACUACCCUCUUACAGUCAAUGACUUUAUUUAUGUAUAUCGUGCCUGGUUCCACAAAGGAUCUGAAGUGGUCCUCAGUGAUUUAGUUGGCAACUUUUAGUGUGAAAAACCAGGGCUAGAGAUCCAAACAUAGGCUGUAUUUAUUCUCUAUGUGCCUCAAUUCCAGAUUUUGCCUUGGUCACUGCCCUAGAACAAGGAUUGGCCUUUUUUCUUUUUCCCUGUAAAGGUCUUGAUAGUAAAUAUAUUAGGCUUGUGGGCUUUGUCACAACUACUUAACCCUGCAAUAAUUUCUCAACUCUGCUGUUGUAGAUCAAAAGUAACCACAAAUCAUACAUAAAGAACUGGAUUUCCAAUAAAAUUUAAUUUACAAAAAUGAACUGCAGAACCAGA
Molecule: messenger RNA, 2788 nt
Organism: Pteropus alecto (black flying fox)
Lineage: Eukaryota; Metazoa; Chordata; Mammalia; Chiroptera; Pteropodidae
Gene: WNT10B
Product: Wnt family member 10B
Exons: 5
Coding region: 423-1592 (389 amino acids)
Biological process (GO): cell fate commitment; neuron differentiation; canonical Wnt signaling pathway
Cellular component (GO): extracellular region
Molecular function (GO): cytokine activity; frizzled binding
Source: RefSeq, a predicted model, not a curated record